AUGGGAACGCUAGGAAAAUUCAAAAGUAAGGUAAGGCAAAGUAGAGUAACAAGUUUUUAAAUUGUCAUUUUACGACAACCAUAAUGCCAUUUUCAGUUUCUGUCCUUCUGGGAAGAGGACAUCUUCUGGGACGAUCACAUUUCGAACAAUGUUCCCAAAGACAAUGGAGAAUACGUUGUAUCGAGUUAUGGUGAAGGUGGCUGGUUUGACGGUCAAUGCGAGCCCUACGUUUUGAUGUGAGUUUCUAAUUUGUUAUCUAAAAAAUUAUGUUUUGAUUUCUGUAAUUAGGACUAAGGUCUAAGGCCAGGGCAAGACUAAGGUAAACCUAAGAAAAGGCCAGGAUAAGACCAAGUCAAAGCCAUGUCGAGGCCAGGGCAAGGCUAGGGCAAAGUCAAGGCAAGGCCAAGUUUAGGACAAGGCCAAGGCAAGGCCAGUAGAAGUCCAGGGCAAGGCCAAAGCAAGGCCAGGGUAAAGAAAAAGCAAAGAUAGUACAAGGGCAGGGCAAGACCAGGCCAAGGCCAGAGCAAGGCCAGGAGCUAGAGGAAGGCUAGGUUAAAGCCCGAGCAAUUCCAGGGCAAAGCCAGGACAAGACUAUGGCUUCCUAGGUCUAAGACUACGUUCGAAUAGCACAUUUUGUUACCUAAAAAACCAAAAUUUCAAAAAAUUAAAAAAAAUUUUGUUUUUCAGUUACAACUGGUGCAAUAGUAACUGCCACGUCUACAAGACGUACAACAAGAAGGCCAAUAUUGAUCUGUACGGAAAGGGAGUUGAAUCUUCGGACGCUCUUUGUGACCAGGCCAAACCCGCCAAGCGUGAUUAG
Bursaphelenchus okinawaensis is the source of this 820-nucleotide messenger RNA. The record is from the annotation of a GenBank genome assembly. Lineage: Eukaryota; Metazoa; Nematoda; Chromadorea; Rhabditida; Aphelenchoididae.